Messenger RNA from Blepharisma stoltei, 2558 nucleotides. The record is from the annotation of a GenBank genome assembly. Lineage: Eukaryota; Ciliophora; Heterotrichea; Heterotrichida; Blepharismidae.
AUGGGUUGUGGGUCAAGCACAGAACAAAAUCCAGCCACUUUAAAUAAACCAACUAUAAACCCCUCUCUCACUCCUGUAGAAAAACCCAAAAUAUCGCUCUCAGUCGAAACUCAAAAAUGUCAAAGCUUCUUUCCAGCCAAAAUUCCAGCGCAAAAUAUAUCUACAGAAUCUCAAACAGAAAGGGAAAGCUUUAUUAGUGCUCAAGAAACCCAAACAGAAGUAAUAGAAUACGAUGAUAAACAAACUGGCACCUUGGAAAUAGCAAGUGAAGGUUUAGAAUGAAAUGAGACGGAAACUCAAACGGAAAAUGAAAACCCAGAUGAAGAUUUAGGGAACGAAAUUAAAAAAAUAUGCAUAAAUUUCAACAUUGUUAAUGAAGAUUCAAAAAAUGAUGAAAUCAUUGGAGUAAUUGAAACAAUUAUACAGCAGUGGAAAGAAAUGGGAAAUGUGCAUCAGCAUUUGCAUACGAGGACAGAGCCUAACUUAAUGGAUUCUAUAAUGCUUAAGCGAGAUUGGGGGAUAAAUUUGUAGCGCAUCGCUGGAGAUUAUUUCAGCCCCUAUCUGUGAUACUUAGGCUUCAGGCCUUAGUUCUUGUUGAUAUCACCAAAAAAAUGGUGAUAUCAGCAAUCUCUCGGGCAGACUCACCUGGCCUAGCUGGGUCUAGCCCUGCAAUAGAGGACUAUCUUGGCCCUGGUAGUGCUAAGGGUAUGAGGGAACUGCCAUUUCUCCUUCUGGACGAGCUCACCUUUAUCAAGAGUAAAGUUGCUACCUAAAGUAUGAGCAGAGUUUGCGCCUUCGGUUAUCGUCCGUAAGAAAAAGGGAAAAAUCCUGUUGUGGCGUCCCAGCCAGGCUAAAACCCACUCUGGAUUUCUUAAAGAAAGAGAUUCACUUAUCUGAAGCUGGAUCAGUUCAUGAUUCGCCUGAAAUUAUAGCCAUUUGCCAUUUUUUAAAAGUGCUUAAGCGAGAAGAUCCGAAUAAUGUUAGUCUAAGCACGCUUAUUAGUGAUGGCAAAUUGACACCCCUUCCAGGAAAUAAGGUCAAGGUUGUCACGAGGCAGCCAAUAGUCAAGACAAAACACAAUUUAAAAAUUGCGAGACCUGAUAAGGGGUUAUUCCCUAUUCAGGCUCAGUGAAGGAAAGAUCUAUGAUCCUCUGAGAGCUUGCGUCAGCAAAGACACUAUUCAGGGGCAUGGGAUAGUGGGAAAAGAGAGUUCUUCAGAACUGAUGACAAAAGAACUUCUAAUGAUCAUGCAAAUACCGUCGAUUUGCUCAGAGCGGAGUCGCUUUUUUCAACAGCUUGCGGGGGAAUAUAAAAAUUUUAAUAAUUAAGUUAUCUUAUCAAUCAAGACAAAAAUUUCAGCAGAGUCUCAUGGAAGAAAAGGCCCAGCUGCUAAAGAAGAAACGGUAGAAAGCAAAAUAAACACGAGAAACGCUCUUCUCAAAUUAGUGAAAUCGACAUCUCCAAGCCCUGAUCAUAUUUUGAAAACAAGAUUUGACGAAGAGCCCAAGAAGAACAUGUCUCCAUUUCCAUUUCUUAAAAAGAGGAAAUCAAUUGAGUCAAAGCCACUUACUCCUCGCAUCAAUUCGAUUCAAUUGCCGUCAUUCUAUCAAGGAUGGGAUUUAAAUAGGCCAAGCUUGAUUUACCCCGCUAGGGUAAAUUCCUCCGUCUUUUUACUGUUCUCAAAGGUAAACCACUGUAAAUUUUCAAUGAUGCAGAAAAAAGUGGUCGAAAAAAAAGUGGUAAAAGUGACAGCGGAAUUUGCCGUCAUGUAAAAAAAAUCCUUAAAAUCAGAGGAGCUUAACCCAAUGGUUAAAGAAGCGGAAAAAAACCAAAUUAAAGAAAUUUUUAAAUAUUGUAAGUAAUAUUUAAAUAUUAAAGAAGUAGUUAAUCUUUAUUUAUGCCAGUAAUAUCUAUUUUUUAAUAUGUAUUAUCACUUUAAAUAAUUUAAAAUUUCUUUAAUUUGUUUUUUUUACGCUUUUUACCAUUUGGGUUAAUUCCUCUUAUUUUAAGGAUUUUUUUGAUAUAGGGUAAAUUUGCUGGCUUGCUUUUAACCUUCCUUUUUUCUGCACCAUUAAAAAUUUACGGCAGGAUUUACCCUGAGAACAAAAAUGGUGGCAGAAUUAACACCAGUGGGGUAACUCAGCUAGACCCGUUUUUAAAUAAUAUAUAGUUUUUGGAAUAUAAAUUUAAAAUGCAUUUUGCAAAAAAUAGAGCAUUAUAUUAUCAAAUAUCAAGAAAUCGCAUUAUAAUUUGGGAAAAAGUGAUUGCAAGUAUAAUCUCUGCUAUAAAAAUAGUUUAUUGAAUCUGAGGAAGGACAGAGGAGCGGCUUUGCGCUCAACCAUUUAAAAGUCGCUCGAAUAAUGUGCAAAUUUUAGGAAAUUUUCAAUGGUAUCGUUCAAUCAAGGACAGGAUUUAGUGUCUUUGAUCCGCUAAGAUUCAAAUUGCAAGAAAAAGUUAAAAAGCCAGGAGACAAGAGCCCAAAGAGGUUGUCACUAAAUGAAGAUAUGUUAGGAAGCUUGCUUGGUGGGGCAUUGACACCUGAUCCUUCGGAUAAUUAA